AUGGGGCGCCCACAUCCCAGUGAAGGACAAAUGGAAUCGAAGGGAAAGGGCUGCGAUGCAUCUGCAGAGAAGAAUGCUUCCCCCAAUAGGAGCUCCGUCCGUGGCAACGAGGCCGUCGAUGCCAUCAAGUCCAACGUCGAAGCGGCUUGCCCAGAGACUGUAGCAUGCGCUGACAUCCUUGCGCUCGCCGCACGCAUUCCACGUCCUGACUCUCUUUCCAGCACAAAGUGCCGAUGCUUCAUGGGCGGACCGAAAUGGAAGGUUCGACUGGGCCGCCGCAGCAACGUCCCCGGGCCCCCUCCGGUCUAUCUGACCUCAUCUCUUUCCUUCGCUGCCGAGGGGCUCAGCGCACGCGACAUGACCGCCCUCUCCGGUGCCCACACCAUCGGGCAAGCGCAGUGCGGCACCUUCCGCUCCCACAUCUACGACGACGCCAACGUCAACUCAACCUUCGCUGGCCUGCGUAAACGGAACUGCCCGCCCACAGGCGGCGACAGCAACCUGGCGCCGCUCGACCUUGACCCACCGCGAACGUGUUCGACGACGGGUGCUACCGGGACCUGGUGGCCAAGAAGGGACUGCUCUACUCGGACCAGGAGCUGUUCGACGGCGGCUCUCAGGACUCGCUGGUUAGGCGAUACAGCGUCGACAGUGCGGCGUUGGCAAGACAUUUUGCGGCGGCUAUGGCGAAGAUGUGAGCCAUCAGCCCGUUGA
Messenger RNA from Musa acuminata AAA Group (dessert banana), 714 nucleotides. Its product is annotated as peroxidase 4-like. Gene Ontology annotation, biological process: response to oxidative stress. Bases 1 to 714 code for a protein of 237 amino acids. The transcript is spliced from 2 exons. Gene Ontology annotation, molecular function: peroxidase activity; heme binding. The record is from RefSeq and is a predicted model, not a curated record. Lineage: Eukaryota; Viridiplantae; Streptophyta; Magnoliopsida; Zingiberales; Musaceae.